CAGAUCUAAAACCGUCACAGCACUCCUCCGUGAAUUGAGCGAUACGCCUUGCUGACCUCUUGCCUAUGUGCUAUGACUUGGUCCUUGAUAAGCGCUAUGUUAGCUGAAGAAAGGUAUAUAGAUGGCCGUCUGCUCCCUGUGGAGUGGCACACACAGUCACUCACUCGGUUCAUCUUCGAGAGCGUCCUACGAAGCUGCACAGACAAAGCACAAAACAUCCUCCACAAUGAGUCGGCCAAUACGGGAAUCUAUCAAGCGCCUCCGGGGCUGGGUGAUGGGAAGCGAGUCUCGAAUGAAGAAAAUCGUCAGAGGCGAAGGUGCACCCGGCACUAGAGCAGCUCCUACACAGUCUGGCAACAACGACAAGAAGAUUGGGCUUCGCCUCGAUCACGGCGAUAUCGUCGUCAAGGACGGAAAGAAGUUCAGGCGCUACAAACUCCAGAUCAACAAGGGUGCUGAAAAUCCAACCCUCAAGGCUCUUGCGGACAAGGACUCCCACCGAGUAUGGUCACAUGCGGACAUACCUAUCGAUGAUACCGACAAGACAGAACCGGGCAAAUUGCUGGAAACAUUUUUCGAGGAUCUUGAGACCAACAUCGAAUCAUGAUGGUUGCAUUUGAAGCAUAGGUAGCGAUUCUUGCAAGUGGUGGAGCCGUUAUCAAAUCAGCACAUUCUUCUAGCACUAUGUUGCUCUGCAAGCUUCUGACUGUCAAUCCGGCAGUUGCCCGUAUCUUCUACCCGUUUCGCCGUCUUUGAUCUGCU
Molecule: messenger RNA, 762 nt
Organism: Sphaerulina musiva SO2202
Lineage: Eukaryota; Fungi; Ascomycota; Dothideomycetes; Mycosphaerellales; Mycosphaerellaceae
Exons: 3
Coding region: 122-607 (161 amino acids)
Source: RefSeq, a predicted model, not a curated record